CGGGUACGAUUUUAUUUGUGUACGAAUUCCCAAUAGGUAAAUCAAGAAAAAAUUUAGAAGCCGGUAUUUUCAUUACUUUUAUCGGUAUUUUAACUAAAAACUAAAACAUCUCUUUAUCUGUUUUGAAUAUUUUGAACAAAAUUGAAAUGAAAGGAACUUGAAGUUAGCUCAAGAAUGUCUGAAGUUCCAGGAUCAGCAGGCUUUCCAUUGGUUGGAGACAAGUCAUAUGACUUUUACAAAGAUCCAAUCAGAUUUCAGAACAAGCAUAUGGAGGCCACAAAAUCUAGAGUAUUUCUAUCAAGAUUUUUAAACAAACCUACAAUAUUUAUAGGAUCAAGUGCCAUUCUGGGAGAGGUGUUGAAAGAUCAUGCCCAGCAUAUGGACUUCGGUUAUAAACAAUUCAUGGGAGAAAUAUAUGGUGACAACAUACUUUUUUCUGAUGGAGAUACUGCUGAAGGAUUGAGAGAAAUAUUGAAACAUCUGUUUACACCAGAAUCUGUACAGUCAUACCAAUACACUAUUGAAAGGAUCGUAAAGAAGUCUAUUGAAACUCUGGAUAAUGGAGACACUUUAUGUGCUUACAAAUUCUUCAAGAAGUUAGCAACAGAGAUUUGCCUGAGCUUAUUUCUGGGUUUAGACUUUAGUGAAACAGAGGCUGACGUUAUCUCACAGCUGACUACAACACACUGGCAUGGUAUAAUAUCUGUACCAGUUGCCAUCAAAUUACCCAAGAUGAGUGAAACAGCAUUUAGCAAAGCGUUAGCUGCCAAGAAAAAACUGCUGGAAAUUAUAAAGAAAAGACGUGAUGAGAAAUGCCACAGUUUCCCUCAGAAAGUCGAGGCCCUACCAAACCUAGAGGAAGAUCUAGUCAACAAUCAUCUACUGCUCUUUACCUCAGCUCUCGUUCCGAAAGCCCUUGCUUCAAUACUCACAUCUUUUGUUAAAGAAAUGGGACAUGUGGAAAAGGUAACAAUAGAUUUUGUAUAUAGUUACACAUAG
Mercenaria mercenaria is the source of this 999-nucleotide messenger RNA. RefSeq lists its product as uncharacterized. Gene Ontology annotation, molecular function: oxidoreductase activity, acting on paired donors, with incorporation or reduction of molecular oxygen; iron ion binding; heme binding. Lineage: Eukaryota; Metazoa; Mollusca; Bivalvia; Venerida; Veneridae. The record is from RefSeq and is a predicted model, not a curated record. The transcript has 7 exons. Gene Ontology annotation, biological process: sterol metabolic process. Bases 175 to 999 code for a protein of 274 amino acids.